Messenger RNA from Odocoileus virginianus texanus, 7694 nucleotides. It is a transcript of the gene GABRG1, whose product is annotated as gamma-aminobutyric acid type A receptor subunit gamma1. Gene Ontology annotation, cellular component: neuron projection; dendrite membrane; synapse. Gene Ontology annotation, biological process: chloride transmembrane transport; signal transduction; synaptic transmission, GABAergic. The record is from RefSeq and is a predicted model, not a curated record. Gene Ontology annotation, molecular function: GABA-A receptor activity; benzodiazepine receptor activity; GABA-gated chloride ion channel activity. Lineage: Eukaryota; Metazoa; Chordata; Mammalia; Artiodactyla; Cervidae.
CAUAUUUCAACAUCUCCCGAGAACAUAUUUGUGUGGGGCACUAUGCCAAGUGCUGGGUCUGCAAGGAAAUAAGACACCGCUCCUCUCAGAGUCACAACAGUAAUGACCAACAUUAGCAGAGCCUUCGCGAGCCUGGGGGAAACCAAUUAGGCAUGGCAAAGCUCCCCACGGAUCCCUCUUGGAAGGCAGAUUCAGAAUCCAAACGCGGACGAGGAAGGAGACUCCCGAAACGGAGGCGGUCCGGAGGGAAGGCUAGGGGAAAAGAGGGAAGCCGCCUUUCCCUAGGGAGGGAAAUCUGUCAGAGCCACUCAACUGUUUCUCUGAGGCUGCCAGGGAGAAGAGGUUUGUUUUUCUUUUAGGAAGAAAAGAGCCCUUUUCCCUACUGGGCUCGGUUUCUAGUAGGGGAAGCUCCGCCUCCUAGGGCUGUUGAUUGGCCCAACUUUUUUCCAGCUAAUUUUUACCAGCAUCCUCUCGGUCUGAUUGGCUCGCUUUGCUGAAUUCCGCCGGGAGCCGCAUCCUACCUGGUCGCGAGGGGUACAGCCUCCCCACCUUCUCCUUUCUGCACUCACCAGUCUGCAGCUGAGGUGGGAGGAAAAGUCCUGGCUGGAGAACUGAGAAGAAAAGCGAUCCCCAUGGGUUCUUGGAAAGCUCUUCUCUUCUCCCCUUUUCUGCUGUGGAAUCAGAGGAGAGGCGUGAGGUUGAUGUUCCUGUUGCUGACCGUGCAUCUGGGAAACUGUGUUGAUAAAGCAGAUGAUGAAGAUGAUGAGGACUUAACAGUGAACAAAACUUGGGUCUUGGCACCGAAGAUUCAUGAAGGAGAUAUAACACAAAUUCUCAACUCCUUGCUUCAAGGCUAUGACAAUAAACUUCGCCCAGAUAUAGGAGUGAGACCCACAGUAAUUGAAACUGAUGUUUAUGUAAACAGCAUUGGACCAGUUGAUCCCAUAAACAUGGAAUACACAAUAGAUAUAAUUUUCGCCCAAACCUGGUUUGAUAGCCGUCUAAAAUUCAACAGUACCAUGAAAGUACUCAUGCUGAACAGUAACAUGGUUGGGAAACUCUGGAUCCCUGACACCUUCUUCAGAAACUCAAGAAAGUCUGAUGCUCAUUGGAUAACAACUCCCAACCGUCUUCUUAGAAUAUGGAACGAUGGGCGGGUUCUAUAUACUCUAAGACUGACAAUUAAUGCAGAAUGUUACCUUCAGCUUCAUAACUUUCCUAUGGAUGAACAUUCAUGUCCAUUGGAAUUUUCAAGUUAUGGAUACCCUAAAAAUGAAAUUGAGUAUAAGUGGAAAAAGCCUUCUGUAGAAGUGGCUGAUCCUAAAUACUGGAGAUUAUAUCAGUUUGCAUUUGUAGGAUUACGGAACACAACUGAAAUCUCUCACACAAUCUCUGGGGACUAUAUUAUCAUGACAAUUUUCUUUGACCUGAGCAGACGAAUGGGAUAUUUCACUAUUCAGACAUACAUUCCAUGUAUUCUGACUGUUGUCCUUUCUUGGGUAUCUUUUUGGAUCAAUAAAGAUGCAGUACCUGCAAGAACAUCACUGGGUAUCACCACAGUGCUGACUAUGACAACUCUGAGUACAAUUGCCAGGAAGUCCUUACCCAAGGUUUCCUACGUGACUGCGAUGGAUCUCUUUGUUUCUGUCUGUUUCAUUUUUGUUUUUGCAGCUUUGAUGGAGUAUGGCACCUUGCAUUAUUUUACCAGCAACAAAAAAAUUAAGACUGCUAGAGAAAAAAAGCCAAAAAUCAAGACCUCGAUGUCCUCUGGACUCCAUCCUGGAUCUACUCUGAUUCCAAUGAAUAGCCUUUCUCUGCCGCAAGGAGAAGAUGAUUAUGGCUACCAGUGUUUGGAGGGCAAAGAUUGUGCCAGCUUCUUCUGUUGCUUUGAAGACUGCAGAACAGGAUCGUGGAGGGAAGGGAGGAUACACAUACGCAUUGCCAAAAUUGAUUCCUAUUCUCGAAUAUUUUUCCCAACAGCUUUUGCCCUGUUCAAUCUGGUUUAUUGGGUUGGCUAUCUUUACUUAUAAAUUCUACUUACUGGGAAAAAUGAAAAAGAAGUCUGACUAAAUCCAAUAUAAUCUACUGUCCUUCAAUAGCAUGAAGUUUGAAUUCAAAAUGCAGAGAAACCAAUGGUUUAAAUGUGAAUAGUUAUUUUACCUAUUUUAUGGCUUUCAUAGGUAAAUAAAGUAGCAGCUUUCAGAUUAAUGUACUUUAUAUAAAACAAGUUAUUGCAAAAUUCAGCCUAUUAAAAUAGUAUUGUAUAUUUGUACUUUAAUUUUCUUUAUUUUUACAUAUAUCCUAUUAGGAGUUUGAAUUUAUGAGUUCUGUGAUUCAUAUUUUAAAGAUGGAAUAAUUUAUUACAAAUUUUAUUUAAAUUCAGCCAAUCAUUUGUAAUGGUAACGUAAUCUAAUGCCUAAUAAUAUGUAAUCUUUUUUUACCUAGAAAAUAUUGUUAAUUUGUUUUAUUUUUUUUUGCUUUUUAUUUUUAUGUUUUGUUUGGGAUAGAACUAGUUGAAAACAUUAAACCAUGAUUUCAUUGGGUUGAUCUCUAAGAAGCUUUACACCUCCAAACAAAUUAAUUUUUAAAUUUUUAUUUUUUAACGAAGAAAGGCCAGUUUUUAGCUUACCUUUAAUCUAGUUCAUUUCCUGAUGAAAUAUUUAGGUUUGGUGGCUUGCAAACUAGGAUGGAAACUAUCAAAGAUACUUAAAUACAAGGUGAAAAGAAAUGAAAAAUAUUACAUUUAACCAUUUUAUUCUCUGUCUCAUAGCGUUUAUGAAGAACAAAGAGAUUAAUACUGAAAUGUUUAGAUCUACCAACCUUGAAAUUAAAUGACUUUUUCUUAAUCUUCUGCAAAAGUAUCAUAUCCCUAAAAUUAACAACAACAGGAAACAUUGAGGAACAGGGCUUGUAUUUACUCCUGUGGCUAAAGAAUAUCAUCCAGCAAAUUGAUUUGAAAUUCAAUUUGAGCAUAUUGUCUUAGGUACAUGCUAUUAACAUUUUUCAGACCAGUGAUAUUCUGGAAAGUUUCAGGCCUCUGUUGUAUAUUGUCUUUUCCAGUUCCUAAUUUCAGCUUGGUCAGCUUUAUGAGUUUGUUAUAAAUUAUAAUGACAUUCUCUUUUUUCAGAAAAUGUGAGCAGGCACAGAAACUAUAUUAAAGGUGAAAUUCUGUUAGAGGUACCUCUAAUGAAAAUGAGUGUAUGGAACGCUCUCAAUUCUGAGAGACAGGAACAAAAAUAAUCUUACUAUAGUUUAGCCCCUGUUGAUUAAUAGUUUCCAAAUGUCUGUUUUGUUAAGAGGCAAGUUAAAGUCAGGCUUUAAUUAUUGUAUUGCUGUAACUAGUUUGGCAUAUCAAUUAUUUAUAAGAACUCCCUGUUCAUUCACCAUCACCUGAUGAUUUGGAAAAUCACCAGGGUGAUCUUGAGGGUAGCCUUUAAACAUUGUUUCCAUGGUCAACAGCAACUACCAGGACAGGGUUUUAAGAUCCUGACCCACUCAGGUGGAGGAAGCUACCCCUUGUGCACGUGACCCCAUGUGGUUAGUGAAUCCAUGAAUGUGCUCUGGCGUGGUUAUACUUGGGCUUUUAGAAUAUAUAGGGGUUAUUUUAGUCUCGUAUAUUUCAUUUUGUAUCAACAGCCUACAUCUGAAUUUCUUCACUUUGCUUAUAAAUCUUGGGGAAACGUAACCAUGAAUUAAGUGAUAUUGCCCAAAUAUCCACCGACACUGCUUUUUUUGAAUGGAGAGCCAGAUUAGACUUUGGCCAUGUAUAUAUUCACUUACAAAGCGCUCAUGCUUUCAUGUUUAUAACAUUGCAUAUUGACAGAUAUUCUUAAGGUAAACAUUCAUUUAAAGAGAAAUGAAAAGUGAAGUACCAAUGAAGAAUAAGUCAUUUCACUAAAAUGUAUCAUGGAUAUUUCCACGUUUUAAACUCUAGCCUGCUCAUUAUCAUGGGGGCAGUUUUAAUUCUGGUAUUCUUUCUAGUCUAUCUGAGCAUGACCAUACUUCAAAAUUCUUAAAAAUUAAUAUGAACAACUUUGCUUUUCUCACUGUGUUCCAUUAACUCGACUUUACUGUUAACAGUUUUCACAUUGUGAAUAAAUGAACAUAAAUAUGAUGAUAAAAAUUAGAUAAAAAUAUGACAGAUGGUUGUCUACAUACAUUCAUUGUAUAUAUCAUCAAGACAUGUGAUUUAUUUUCAAAGCCAGUGAUAUUCUGAGCAGUUCUAUUUAAAUAUGCAAAUCAGAAAGGGAAGUGUGUACAAAUUUUAUUCUUUCUAAAAAUGAGAAUGAAAAGAAGAUGCAAUUAGAUUAUUUUUUACAAGAAAUCAAGUAGCUCUUACUAUAAAAGGAAAUGCAGUCUAAUCCCUGUUUCUCUUUUCUUUCAAGUAUUAGUUUUAUUAUUUUAGGGAAGAAUUCUUAAAAAAAAAUUCCUCCUUUUAUCCAGGUGAGUUACAUCUUGAUUUUAUUGGAUUCACUGGCACUUGUGUUUUCUGACUAUUUAAAUAUACACUGAAUAACAUACACCACAAGAAAAAAAAAUAGAUAUAGAAAGGAUAAUUGGACCAGAGGGACUUAAAAUAAUUUGGAGAAGUGUUAAUUCACAUAGCACUAUCCUCUAAAUAUGUUACCAGGAUCUAGAAGUAUUGAAAAGGAAAAUUGUGACUGGUAUUUUAUUCUCUUGGAUUUAUGAUUGCAUGAAAAUAUUUUAUCUAUUUUGAAUUGCAUAGAUAGACUCAAUUGAAAUCAAAUUUCUAAAAUGUCAAGUCAUUUCUGGAAAAAAAAAAAGAAAAGCUUAGAUUUUCUGAGAAUUCCAUAGGGAAAGGGCAUAAUUCAAGAGUAAAUCCAAUUAAAUAGAAGGUGUUAAUGUAAUAAGAAAUUAGACAAUUCAUUGGAUACAUUAUAUUUUAAAGAUAUAGAUUUCAUUAAGGAGUUUUUAAAACUUAUUAACUUUAGGUUAAAGUACAAUAAAUAUGGGCUUCCCUGGUGGCUUAGAUGGUAAAGAAUCUGCCUGCAAUGAGGUAGACUCAGGUUCAUUCACCAUUGCAGGCAGGGAUUGGGAAGAUCCCCUGGAGAAGGGAACAGCUUCAGUAUUUCAGUAUACUGAAAUAUACUGAACCCACUUCAGUGUUCUUGCCUGGAGUAUUCCAUGGACGUAGGAAACUGGCAGCCUAUGGUCGAUGGGGUCAAAGAGUCGGACACGACUGAGCGACUAACAUUUCACUUUUCACAAUAAAUGUGGGUAAAUAUAGAAACAACCCCCAGGGUUUUUCUCCCCCUUUAGUGUGUUCCCAUAUUCUGAUAUUAAAUUUAAUCAUAAGAUAUCUUAUAUAGUGUGUUGUGAAGAAAGGCAUCACGUACUUUGAUUAUACAAGAGAUUUAGAUAAGAUGAUAUGUUUGAGUUUAAAAUUUAAACUAUUUACCAAUAAUUGAAUAAAUGCAUAAUAAACAAACACAUGUAUAAAGUCAUCGGUUUAUUUUUUUGUUGCUCAGUCAUUCAGUCAUGUCUGACUCUUCAAGACCCCAUCACCUGGAGCCCACCAGGCUCCUCUGUCCACGGGGUUUUCCAGGCAAGAACACUGGAGUAGGUUGUCAUUUCUUCCUCCAGGGAAUCUGUCUGAUUCAGGGACUGUACCUGUGCCCCUGUGUCUUCUGCAUAGGCAGGCAGACUCUUUACCACUGGACCACCUGGGAAGUCCCCAAAGUUUUACACCAGUGCCUAUUUUCACUCUUGAAAAAUUCAGCAAGAUACCACAUUUGCAAUUACAAUAUUUCAUUGAUCUUAGCUCUGGAGUUUAAGUGAAGUGGCUCCAUAGACAGUGAUUUAGCAUUUGUCCCAAGAAUAGCAUUUUGAAAAUAAUUUCUGACCAAGCUAUUUGUCUUUACAUCGUCAAAUUUACGUAACUCCCUUUGUCACACCAAACAAGUCCAGACUUACUUGCUAUUGUUUCUAUCGGUCAUCACGGUUUUUGCUGCUGGAGCCCUUAACAAAGCAUAGUAAAGUCACGGAAACCACUCCCAGCCCUCUAACAAAAUUUUCUAAAUGGAGUGUCCAGACACUAUUGACCACACUGCUCUAGUCAAUUUAAGGUCAGGUCCGCUCUUCUUGUGUGUGCAUUUUGAAAAUAACCUAACUUAAGUCAAAUAUUUAUGCAGCACUUCCUAUGUAUAAGGUAAUGAGGUACAAGAGGGAAUGUAAAAAAUGAACUUUCCAUAGGAAAAUUAUCAUAUAAUCAGAAGAUUAGUUAUACAGUUUAAGAGAGGGAAGGUAACUCUGAGAAAGUUUCUUGGAGAAUAUGUGCUUAGACAUGGGAGCUUGAGAAUUCAGUAUGUCAAUAGGUGAGGUUAAUAGAGACCAUGUUUUCCAGUUGAGUAAACAGCUUGAAAAAAGAAACAGAAUCAAAUGAAAGUUUGCUUUUAUUUGGGUACAAAUAAAAGUUCAUUUUAACUGAAGGUUAAAAUUCAUACAGGAACAAGCAAAGAUGAGGCUAGAUAGGUAGGUCUAGCCCCAUGAUAGGCAAGAAUACAAAUUUCAGAGGGCUGGGUGAUACAAGACUGGUGUGCUGCAGUCUUAUGGGGUUGCAGAAAGUCAGACAUGACUGAGCUACUGAACUGACCUAGGUGAUACCAAUUCUUGAAGAGUUUAUGACGUUAGGUGAAUACAGAAGCAUCAUUAUUCAUAUCACAAAAGUUUCAUCCUACUGGUGUGUGUGUGUGAUGUUUAGAAUAAGAAAAACCAGUUAGGAAGCUUCUACUAUAAUACAUGGAAGGAGAGAGAAUGAAGGUCAGUAUGCUGGGAAUAGAAGUUCAGUGGAGUAGGGGGAAAGAUAGAUCCUGAAAUAAAAGGAAAAAAUGGCAAACAAGAAGCUGUGAUUAAUACACAAUAUUAACUAAGUGACAUGCUGUGUGUAAGAAAGGGCAUCCUACAUUGCAUAGUAGGUAUGCGAGUGUAAACACACUAAAUUAUUACAAGGUAAUUUCAGAUGUAUUAUGAUCUUGUUGUUACUUGUAACAUUUUAAUCAAAUGCUUAUUUUCCCUACUGAUCUAAGGUUUUCCCACAUUAGGGAUGACAAAAAAGAAUAAUCUCCUGAAAUAUAAUCUGUCCAGGUUGUUAUUAUUUUGUAAAAAUCUGUUUCCUCACUGAAAAGGGCUUUCUCUUCAAGUAACUUUCUCUUCUUUCUUUCUAACUAAGGAAAAACACUAUAUUUGGACAAAGAGAGGAAGGGAAGAGAAGUGUGAACAGAAAUAGGCUGCUGAGUGCCCAGACAAAUGCAGGAAGUUGAUUUCUGAUUCUCAAACAAUUUCUGAAAUAUUUGUCUCAAAGUAAAUUAUUGUUGGACAAUGGAAUGUAUCUGGUACCUUUGAAUCUGUGUGAAUAGUUCAGAUGAGCCUGUGAUAGCUAUAUUGCAGUUAAGCUGAAAAGAGUUACUAAUUAAAAGGCUUUUAAGAUAUAGAUGAUCUAAAUAUAAAUGGUUUGGAUCUUGAUAAGCUACUGUGACGACAGUUAUUUGUGUCCACACGUAGUCACUUUGUAUAAUAAAAUCUUAUGGCUUGUGAUUGCAGCGGCUUCUGUUAUCAGCUUCUGACUUGUCGUUUUGGGGAGCAUCCUGCGAGUGUGUGGCAAAAGUAUCUCAGUUUAUCUGUCUUCUGUCCUUUAAUGAUUCUAAGUGCAAAUGAAUGCAGUAACUUAUUAUGAA